Messenger RNA from Chondrus crispus (carragheen), 2382 nucleotides. RefSeq lists its product as hypothetical. The transcript has a single exon. The record is from RefSeq and is a predicted model, not a curated record. Bases 1 to 2382 code for a protein of 793 amino acids. Lineage: Eukaryota; Rhodophyta; Florideophyceae; Gigartinales; Gigartinaceae.
AUGGUUGACGCCGAACCAGAGUCGAUCGGACCUCUUUGGAUUCGCCGUCAGGUCUUCGAGCAUUCCGUCGCAGUGCCGUUACUCACUUUCACAACUGCCUCUCAAAUCGAUUUUCCGAAGCUCGCCCAUGAACUUGUAAUUGCAUCCCAGACAAAUGAUCCAAAUGUUGGACCGGCCGUCUCAUACGAUGCUUGGGUAGCCGCCGCUGGACUACAUGCUCAACUCGAUUCUUCAGAAGACGCUGGAGUAAUCAUCGAAGCGUUAGAAACAAAUGCCCCAGAUGCAUUUGUGCGAUGCAAUGAUCCCAGCAAAUUAGCCCCGGGGCGCCAAGUCAGCUAUCGGCAACUGCUCAUCCCGGUCCCAGAGUUAUUGGCUUUUGUCAAGCUGCACGCUGCUGCUACUCUAUCUAGUCGUUUCCGUGAAACUGCUGAUGCAGUAUGGCCUGAAGCAGAGGGCGGCUCUGGUUCUGUCUCACCCGUCGGAGGUGUAUCGGCUGCUUGUCCGUCGAACCCAACAAAUGCGCGCCAUACAGGCUCCCCUCUAGCAAGCCCUUCAAGCCCUCAAUUGUUAACUCCGGCAGUUUAUCCAUCUCUCAGUCCGGCUUCUCCUCGCAUUCCACGCACAGCACACAUCGCAGCUGCGGAAUUGCCAACAGAAAAACUUUCUGCCCCUGUCGUCGUAGGGACCGGAAACCAGCCCAUCACGGCAUCUCCACCACAGACAAAUAGUGGGGCCAACACACCUCCCUCGCCGAAUCCCGCCCCCCCGAGCAGUCCCGUUCUAGAUGGAAUUGUUCGGAAAAAGACGCCUACUCAGUUGGGAGCGAUAGUGAAUUCUCAAUCAGCGAUCAUUGCUUCUGUGCAGCAUGCCUUUCAGAGAGAGACUAGGCUUGUUGCGAACAACUUGAAAAGCUUGCUUCUUAUUUUGGCUUCCGCUUAUGGUGUUGCACCAGAGAACAACUCGCCCAUAGAUACGGUGUCUUCCGAAACCGGAAUCGUGAUGGGAGGCGGGUCCAUUGCUGUCGAACAUGGAACCUUGUCCCGAGAAAGUCCCCAAGCAAAGCCACGUCGCUCGACAUCCCUGGGAUCAUCGUCCGAGGCUCUCAUGGAUGACGAAGCCUCGAAGUUUCCGGCACGGAAUUUACCGAUCACCAAGCAAAUGUUUGAACACUUAGCAUUUCUCGUAACCACAACAUCUGGUCCUGCUGGGUCUUACCGAUCCAUUGCUCGUGUAAUACCACAGUGGCGAGAAUGGUCGAGCGAUGUGACGGUGCCCUUAUGUGAUCUCACAGAUAUGCUUACAAGUGCUCUGAUUCGAGUUCCACUUCAAAAAGAAGUGGACGGCUUCUCAGAUGUUGCAGAGAUACGAGACUUGGACAAGAAAACAAUCCUCAGACGUUCGAUCCCCACCACAAAUGCAGGAAUCACGGAUUACCCGCAUGCAAAGGAGAUCCGAAUAUCAAAUUGCUCUGAUUCCCAUUUCUACCUCAUGAGUUCUUUUGGGAGAGUGUCUCUUAUUGCAUGCCAUAAUUGCACUCUUUUCGUCGGUGCAUGUGUUUCUCUUUCACUCAUCAAUUGUGUAAACAUGCGGGUACACGUGAUUGCGCGUGUUUGUCGUCUGACAAACUGUUUCGAUACCCAUGUGUACCUUUGCACGAAUAGAUCCCCUCAAAUUGUUGGUGAAAACCGGGGUUUACUAUUCGCACCGUACAACGCUGCAUUUGCGAAAGAGGAAGUGGAUCACUAUCUAGCAGUUAUGGGUAUUGAUCCUAAGGCCAACGCCUGGGAUUCCUUUUAUCGCCCUGCCCAUCGCUCCCGUUCUGCUGCGGACAAGACGGAUCCGGACUUGACCUCUGCAGUGGCGUCGGUACUACCGCCAGACUUGUUCCUACCUUUUGCCGUUCCUGUCGAGAAGAGGAAGACUCCAUCGGAUGAGGAUGUCGAUUCUAAGGGAAAAAUUCAUGGGAGUGAAGAAGAUCACGAAAGCGAUGAAGCAAACUCCAGAAUGUUGUUCGCUGUGCCUUUGCCCUUGCCAGAUGCAUAUUCCGAGCAAUUGAAGAAGAAAGGUAGUGAGGUAUUCAAUAUUCGCCGUGAGAUCAGAGCCAUAGAAAAGAAACAUGCAUCUAUGUCCAGUGCGACGCAACAAAUAGAUGCAACUCAAGAGGAUCAAAACACAGGUGGAAAAGAUGUGUCGAUGAGCGAUAGCGCUGGAGCUUCGCAAAGCAAAGUUGGGGAGGAGGAAAUCGAAGCGCCGAGCGUUACCGUCAAGAAAGGAGUGCUACAAUCACUUGUACAGGAGCGGUUCAAAGAGUGGUUAACUCAAUCCGGCAGAAUGAGGCAAAUUAGCGACCUGGUCCGCCUGAGCCCCGAUCAAGGUAUAUAA